Messenger RNA from Vigna angularis (adzuki bean), 549 nucleotides. Its product is annotated as protein trichome birefringence-like 23. The transcript has a single exon. The coding region runs from base 1 to 549 and encodes 182 amino acids. Gene Ontology annotation, molecular function: O-acetyltransferase activity. Gene Ontology annotation, cellular component: Golgi apparatus. The record is from RefSeq and is a predicted model, not a curated record. NCBI's taxonomy places the organism in Eukaryota, Viridiplantae, Streptophyta, Magnoliopsida, Fabales, Fabaceae.
AUGCACUAUAGAGAAGGUGGGAAAUCUGCAAUCUACUAUGAGAAUGACACCAUAUUGGGUUGCCACUCCUGUCCUAAGAGGAACCUGACAGAGCUAGGAUUUAACUUCGCAUACCGCAAAGCCUUAAAAUUUGUGAUGAACUUCGUAGUUUCUUCAAAUCACAAAGGGAUGGUCUUUUUCAGGACAUUCACAGCUGAUCAUUUUGAAAAUGGGGAGUGGUUCAGUGGGGGAACUUGCAAUAGAACAACACCAAUUAAAGAAGGUGAGAUGGAAAGGAAAUAUUUGAACCAGAUGCUCCGUGACAUAGAGUUAGAUGAGGUUGGAAAAGCAGCUUCUGAAGCUUCAAAAAAUGGUGUUAAUUUUAAGCUUGUGGAUUUCUCUGUACUAUCACAAUUGAGACCUGAUGGACAUCCUGGUCCAUACAGGCAAUUUCAACUAUUUGCAAAGGACAAAAAGGCUAAAGUUCAGAAUGAUUGUUUACAUUGGUGCUUACCUGGGCCAAUAGACACUUGGAAUGAUAUAAUAAUGGAGAUGAUUGUGAAGGGGUGA